GUGGCCGCGCCGGGCGGAGGCGAAGGGCGGCGAGGCAGCGUGUGAGAGAGAGGAGAGACGCCGGACGGGAGCCUCCCUUUGCGCCCGCGGCAAGCAAGACCCCCAGCGCGAAGCAUGGCCGUGGCGGUGGGCAGACCCGCGAACGAAGACCUUCGAAAUCUCGCCUUGUCAGGUCAUGUUGGCUUCGACAGUCUCCCGGAUCAGUUGGUGAACAAGUCCACCUCACAAGGUUUCUGCUUCAACAUCCUUUGUGUUGGGGAAACCGGCAUUGGGAAAUCAACCCUCAUGGACACGUUGUUCAACACGAAGUUCGAAAGCGACGCCGCCACCCACAAGGAGCCGGGCGUACGGUUGAAAGCAAGGAGUUAUGAACUUCAGGAGAGCAACGUCCGCCUCAAGCUGACCAUUGUCGAUACGGUGGGAUUUGGAGACCAGAUCAAUAAGGAUGACAGCUACAAACCCAUUGUGGAAUACAUAGAUGCACAAUUCGAGGCCUACCUGCAGGAAGAGCUGAAGAUCAAGCGGUCCCUGUUUAAUUAUCAUGACACCAGGAUCCACGCGUGCUUAUAUUUCAUUUCCCCAACUGGGCACUCGCUGAAAUCCCUUGACCUAGUCACCAUGAAGAAGCUUGACAGCAAGGUGAAUAUCAUCCCAAUAAUAGCCAAGGCUGACACCAUUGCCAAAAACGAGUUACAUAAAUUCAAAAGCAAAAUCAUGAGCGAGUUGGUGAGCAACGGAGUCCAGAUUUAUCAGUUUCCGACUGACGAAGAGACGGUGGCUGAGAUUAAUGCCACAAUGAGCCACCUGAAGCAGGACAAGAAGCAAUGGGUGGAAACUGAUCAAGGAGAGAAGCAACUUAGAGGUCAGGUCCAUCUCCCAUUUGCCGUGGUUGGCAGCACCGAAGAAGUGAAGAUUGGCAAUAAAAUGGCCAAAGCUAGACAAUAUCCAUGGGGAGUGGUCCAAGUUGAAAAUGAAAACCACUGUGAUUUUGUAAAGUUGCGCGAAAUGCUGAUCAGAGUGAACAUGGAAGACCUGAGGGAGCAAACUCACAGCCGACAUUAUGAGCUCUACCGCCGGUGCAAACUGGAAGAGAUGGGAUUCAAAGACACAGAUCCCGACAGCAAACCGUUCAGCCUGCAAGAAACCUACGAAGCCAAGAGAAAUGAAUUUCUGGGUGAGCUACAGAAGAAAGAAGAAGAAAUGAGGCAGAUGUUUGUCAUGAGAGUGAAGGAGAAAGAAGCGGAGCUGAAGGAAGCAGAAAAAGAUCUUCAUGAGAAGUUCGACCAUCUAAAGCGGACUCACCAAGAGGAGAAGAAGAAGGUAGAAGACAAGAAGAAGGAACUCGAGGAGGAGCUGAACAACUUCCAAAAAAAGAAAGCAGCGGCUCAGCUAUUACAAUCACAGGGUCAACAGGCCAGCUCUCAAACCACCAAGAAAGACAAGGACAAGAAAAAUUCAAGCUUCACAUAAAGGCUGCCAAGUCAAAGGAUGUUCCUGCAUUCCCCUGCUUUUGCAGUAAUGUGUUUCAGCCAUCUUAUAUCUAUUUCUUUUAAACACAAAUCCUUCUGAUUAGUCUUAGUAUUAAGGGGGCGGGUGGGUGAAGUGAGAGGCCUCCUCCUCCUCCUCCUCUUCUCCUUCCUUCCUUCCUUCCUUCCUCCUCCUCUUCUCCUUCCUUCCUUUCUCUCCUCUCCUCCUCCUCUUCUCCUUCCUUCCUUCUUUCCUCCUCCUCUUCUUCUCCUCCUCCUCUUCCUUCCUUCUUCCGUUUUCUUCUUCUUCCUCCUCCUCCCCUUCCUUCCUCCUCCCCUUCCUUCCUCCUCCUUUUCUUCCUCCUCCUCCUCCUUCCUUCCUAUCUUCCAUUUUCUUCCUCCUUCCUUCCUUCCGUUUUCUUCCUCCUCCUCCCCUUCCUUCCUUUCCUCAUCCUCCUCUUCUUCCUCCUCCUCCGCCUCCCUCUUCUUCUUCCUCCUCCUCCUCCUCCUUCUUCCCUUCCUUCUUUCCUUUCCUCCUCCUCUUCUCCUCCUUCCCUCCUUCCUACCUUCCAUUUUCUUCCUUCCUUCCGUUUUCUUCUUCCUCCUCCCCUUCUUUCCUUUCCUUCUCCUCCUCUUCUUCCUCCUCUUCCUCCUCCUCCUCCCCUUCCUUCUUUCCUUUCCUCCUUCUCCUCUUCUUCUCCUGCUUCCUUCUUUCCUUCCUACUUUCCAUUUUCUUCCUUCCUUCCUUCUGUUUUCUUCUUCCUCCUCCUCCCCUUCCUUCCUUCCUCCUCCUCCUCCUCUUCCUCCUCCUCUUGUUCUUCCUUCUCUUCUUCUUCUUCCUCCUCCUCCUCCGAAGACCAGCAAUGGUGAUGUUCUUUAAAAUAGGUGAAAGGAUCAAGACCAAGGGGUUCAUGAAUUGAGUCCCUUUGAUUCAGGGCUGUCAGCAGGGAGGGGAAAAAACAAGACAACAGCCAUAAUCGUACAAUCAGAGUCCCUGUCCUCUUUUUUUUUUUUUUUUACGUCCAUCACAAUUCUCAUAAAGAGAGGACAGGGCUUCAAUCAACGGUUGUGACCACCCUAUUGAUGUUAUUUGGACAACCUCAGGCAGUCCUCGACUUACGACCACAGUGGAUCUCAAAAAUCUCUGUGGCUAAGCCAGAUAGUUGUUAAGUGAGUUUUGCCCCCAUUUUAUACAACCUUUGACGCCUCUGUGGUUAAGUGAAUUACUGCAGUUGCUAAGUAAGUAACCCGGUUGUUAAGUGAAUCUGGCUUUCCCCGUUGACUUUGCUUGUCAGAAGGUCGCAAAAGCGGGUCACAGGACCUUGGGACGUAGUAAUGGUCAUAGAUAAGAACCAGUUGCCGAGCAUCUGACUGUUGAUCACAUGAUCGCAGGGAUGCUGCAAGGGUCGUAACAUAAAAAUGGCCAUGAGUCGCUUUUUCAGUGCGGUUGUAGUGUUGAACGGUCAUUAAAUGAACGGUUGUAAGUCGAAGACUAGCUGUACAUCCAUGGGAGACUUCCCUGUUGAUCUCUGGGUCAACAGAGAUCCUCGUGAAUGAAACAUGGUGGCUGAAGAAUAUCUUGGCCCCUUUCUUGUUUGCAACAGCCUAUUGAGGAGCAGGGAGGACUAAAACCGAGUCUUUGACUAUCCUAAUAUUUUAAUGGAAAGCAACAAAUUUAUCUGGGAGUCCCAUUGAAGUCGAUGGGAUUGUCCUCUGAGUUCACAUAUGAAGGAUUGCAUGAGCCUUAAUUUUUAAUUCCCAUUAAAACCACUUGUAUUUUACAAAUCUGAUUGUGCCUUGACUCUGACUGACAUGGUGUAAGGUUUCCUGCCUGGGCAGGGGGUUGGACUAGAAGGCCUCCAAGGUCCCUUCCAACUCUGUUGUUAUGUUAUGUUGAUUUUCUUCAAGAUCAAGAAGGUAUUCUUUGAAGCAGGGGUCUCCAACCAUGGCAACUUUAAGCCUGGAGGACUUCAACUUCCAGAAUCCCCCAGCCAGCUUUAAAUCCUCCAGGCUUAAAGUUACCAAGGUUGGAGACCCCUGCUCUGUAAGAUUUUAGACAUGCAAUAUCCUCCCGUGGCUUCAAUUUGUCCCGCAUUUUUCUCAAUAAGGACCAUAUUUUCAGAAAGCCAUCGACGUCGUUCUAUUUGCCUUGUCAAAUCUGUUUUUCUAAAGUUAGCAGCAGCAAGGAAAAUAAUUCCAGUCUUUGAAUAACGGUAUGAAUUACGUCCUUCCAAAAGCCUCCAAGAUAUUGCAGAGAUCUAGCAUGGAAAGGAUUGCAGGUUUUCUCUAGAACUAUUCUCCGGAAUAAUUUCAAUUACAAAUACAUAUUUAUUUCCUCUCUGGAGAGAAAAAAAAUAUGAUCAGGCUAAAUUCAGUUGGGUUGCCAAGUCGCAUUCUGUCAUUGAGGGACUAAGAAAAUCAUUCUUAUGUCCUACAGCGGUGUGGCAGAGAAACCUAGGCAGACCAAUUCUUGGAGUGUCACUGAUGCAUUCAUUUUGGUUGCCACAAAGACCUAACUUUAAGAUCCCAGGCUCAGAUGUUUGAAGAAUGGCUCCAUCCAUAAGUCAGUGCAACCACGGAAGAAGACCAGAAAUUUGUUUAGGCUUUAUACUGGAAUUCUCAGCAGGAAACAAAACAUAUUUUUUGUACACACACACACACCCCCCAAAAUCCCCUGUGCUGUGACCCAGGCCCAAGUAGGUAGUUAGAAACUCAGUCCGUGAAAAAAACAAAACAAACUUCAUUCCCAGCGUCGUUCAACUCAAAUUAAAACAAAUGCCUCCCAACACAAAUUCCUCAGUUCUCUCACAAACCUUGGUCCAAUUAGGCAAACUGCCAAAGGCCUUUCUUGGCAAACGUUCAGAAGACACCGAAACAAAAAUAAAUGCAAGAAGACGAAGCUAACAACAUUGUUUUCCGGCAAAGCCCAAACGCUGUUGCUGGUCUGUUUUAAGCCUUAUGGGAGGGGCUAAUCAUCUCUUGGCCCUACUCCCGAGUUGUUCUUUUUGCUUGAGUUGCUCUUGCCUUCUGGCAGCUCUUCUCAUGCGUGCAUUAGGAACAGGCUCCUCCUGUUCCUCUGCCUCACUACUAUCAGUCUCUGGAGGCUCUGGAGUCCGCACCUCACUUCCUGAUGGCCCUGGCCUCACCUCAGCCUCAUCGCUGUCCGACUCCAUUGCCAGUUCCGCAGGCUGCUGGCGGACCACAACACUCUGAAGGAACUUGUUUGUACUUCUUAACUCCAUCUUAUAAUCACCAGGUGCCCCAGUGAGGAACAAUAAGGACUUUUCAACCUUACAUGAAAGCAGUGCCCUUAUGUUUUGCUUUCAUAAAUUCCUAUCCAAUCCAGUGCUUCUUCCCGGGAAGAACUAUAAGGGGAUAGAAAAAACUAGGAACUUAUUGCAUGUUAUUUUCUGUUUUGCAUGGCUUUCCACUGGCGUAAUACUUUUGAAUUUCCCUGGGUGCUAUUACAGGAGCGUCCUGCUUCUUAACCCAACAGGUUGGGUUUUUUUUCUUUCUUUAACCCAGCAGCUCUGGGGAGGUCGUAAAACUAACAAAUAUAUUCAAUGCAGAGUUGCAAUAUAUUUUUUUUUGAUUGAUGAUGGAUUCCAUUUUGGUUUCUUCAUCUAAGGCAGUAUUUCCAAUCAAAGCCAUUUUAAGAUGGGUGGACUCCCAGAAUGCUGGCUGAGGUAUUCUGGGAGUUGAAGUCCAUACGUCUUAAAAUGGGUCACGUUGCAAAACACUGACCUAAGGGAACAAUAGGGCAUCAACUAACUCCUUGCAAAAGACACUGGAAUUCUAAAUUUUCCAAAAUCAAAGAGUGUCUGAAGGAAUUAAUUAACUGCUUAUUCAGAAAAAGAGAAACAUAAUCUGUUGCAGUUAGGAUCAAACUUCAUGGGAUAAUGGAUAUUAGUGCUAUACCUGGUCACCUGACUUUAAGCCGGUAGCACUAUAUGUCAUUAAUGAAUGUCAGAGGAAAUGUUUCAUACAAUUUUUUUUUUUAAAUUGUUGCCAAUUCUAGUAAGUAUGCAGCAGCCUUUUCCAACCGUUACCUCUAAUUAAAGGAGAUAUCAAACUUUCUGGUACAACGACCUGCUGAAAUCAUAAAUAACCCCAUGAACAAAAUAGAUGAUGACUUCCUUGUGGUUAAUAUUGGUAGAAAAUGCACUUUUAAUACUUAAUUUUUUUACACUCCAUCCAAUAAAAUGGUAGAACAGUACAUUAUAAAACAGAACUCAUUUGCUGAAUUUUUUAAAAGGUCCCAGUCAUAUUCAAAACAAUUUCUAAUAAAGAAGGAUCAGCUUGCCUACUCUGGCAUAAAUCCUAAAAUUUGAUUCAUCUUUGUGAUGCAGUGUGUACUGUACGUGAGAAUCUUGCCCCAUUUCAAUUGUUUUGAGCCACAAAAUAAAUUGCCCUUCAAUCCAAGCAAAUAACAAUACUUCACUGUUGUUUGGGCAUAAUCGUCUUUAAAGGAGUCAUUUAAACUUUCUGAAAAAUAAAUAGACAUGCAAGCAUAAGAAAGAUCAUUUCAAAAUAAUGUUCUGUGACAUUUAAACGAUGCACUGUUACUUGGAGUUUGCAGAAUCCUUACGCCACUACUAAGAAAAAAGGAUAAGUUGGAAGAAGGUUUGUAAGCUUAGUAAUACUCAAAAGUGUGGCCUCUGGUGGCUCAGACUGGUAAGACAGUCUGUUAUUAACAGCAACUGCUUGCAAUUACUGCAGGUUUAAGUCCCACCAGGCCCAAGGUUGACUCAGCCUUCCAUUUAUAAGAUAGGUAAAAUGAGGACCCAGAUUGUUGGGAGCCAAUAAGUUGACUUUGUAUAUAUAUACAAAAGGAUGAAGACUAUUGCUUGACAUAGUGUAAGCCGCCUUGAGUCUUCGGAGAAGGGCGGGAUAUAAAUGCAAAUUAAAUAAAAAAAAAUUUAAAAGUGUCAAUUUGCCUGCCACAGUUUGGGAAUCUCUUCUUGGGUGAGUUGAGAUGCCACCUGUCACAAUCCACAGAUAACAUUGGUGAAAUUGAUGCUGGAUAUGAAUUCUGGGAAUUGUCCCAAUUAGCCAGAGAGCACUAGGUUGAUUAAGGGUGGUCUGGUCUUAACUUUUCUGGUUUCCUGUAACUUCAGACAAUGAUGGGAAUCUUGGUUUGGCAGAUGGACAUCUUGGCAUACUGGUUAAAACUGCACUUUUCCGAAGGGUCUUGAGAAAAAACAAAACAAAAGUACUGAGCCAGUUGAAAACCUGUGAAAACGUUCAGUGUAGACUUUGGAUAGGGAAAGAAGAAGGAAGCUAUUUUUCCAAGACGAUUUUUAACUUUCAUCGUUGUUAAAUGCUGAGUGCCAGCGAAGUUGAAUGUACAAAUAAAACAUAUCCUCUGUUUUUAAGUUCUGCAAAGAUGGAAGUGUUGAAUUAUUUCUGUUCUCCCAUGCCGGAUAGAUUCUUUUCCUUUCUGAUAUAUAAGAGGUGAUCUCUAUUUAGCUCCUUGGCUUCUGAAUCCCUUUUGUUUUCAGCUAUGUCCUCUCAACUUUGUCUCCUGUUUCUUGCCUUUUUAAACCGCUUUUUGAAUAUAUACCAGUCCUCUUAAGUCUUUGCUCACUUUCCACAUUCCGUUGCUUCUCCUUUCCAACAGUUGAGAUGGAUUUCAAGUUUUUUUUUGCUCUCAACUAAUGCAGAAACUAACCCAUGAUGAAGCUUGAUCUUACUUCAACUAAACAUGGUUUUUUUGGGUGGGUGGGGAGCUAACAGGCUAAGCGUGGAAUUGAGCUAUCACAAAAGAUAAAACGGAAGGUAGAAUGUGUUCCUCAAAAUUGGUAACUUUAAACUGUAUGGAUUCCGACUCCCAGAAUUCCCCAGCCAAGCUGGCUAGCUGGGGGAUUCUGGGAGUUGAAGUCCGUACAGCUUAAAGUGGCCAAGAUUGAGGAACACCAGGCUAGAGAGUGAAACGGCUAAAAAGCUUUUAUGAGUUGCAGGAACUGGGCACGGCUAGUCUAGUGAAGAGAAGGACCAGGGGAGACAUGGUAGCAGUGUUCCAAUAUUUGAGGGGCUUCUAAAGAGAGGAGGAGGUCAAGCUAUUUUCCAAAGCACCCGAAGGCCAGACAAGGAAUAAUGGAUGGAGACUGAUCAAGGAGAGAUUCAACCUAGAAAGAAGGAGAAAUUUUCUGAGAACAUAGUACAGCUUUGCCUUGUGGGAGCUUCAUCCCUGGAAGCUUUCAAGAAGAGACGGGACAGCCAUCUGUCAGAAAUGGUGUAGGGUCUCCUGCUUGGGCCGGGGGGUGGGUUGGACUAGAUGACCUAAAAGGUCCCUUCCAACUCUUUUAAUCUGUAUCUCUCUCUCUCUCUCUCUGCUGGUAGACCUUCACUUUUCCCAGACUUGAAAACUGGAGCCAGUUUCCUAACCAUGCCCUUGUUCGACGCCUUUUGUGCAAUUCUCUGAGUGCUUUUGUUAUGGUGUUGCUUUUGCCAGCCGUGUCUGUCUGUGUCCUAUUUUUCGUUGGUUUCCGUAACCUGCUGACUUUGUUCUUCUCCUGCUUAGUUUUGUGGAACUUGUGUUACACCCCCGUGCACAUGCACACAUUGGUUGGGGGGAGAUGUAGACAACCGUUGGCUAAAGAUGUACUUUUCACAAAGAUGCGUGGGAAGCUUAACGGGCUACCCAGUCUUCCAUGUCCGUGUUCAAUGAGUCAAAAAUUAGCAGGAGGGUGAUGAAAAUGGGAUCCUCACUUAGUGGGGAAUCCCCACCUGCAGAAGGGCCCAAAGGAAAUAAGGGUGGAAAAACAAUUAGGGUAGUCCAGGGGUCUGCAAACUUGGCUCUUUUAAGAC
Ahaetulla prasina is the source of this 8276-nucleotide messenger RNA. It is a transcript of the gene SEPTIN11, whose product is annotated as septin 11. Gene Ontology annotation, cellular component: cell division site; septin complex; septin ring. The transcript is spliced from 11 exons. The record is from RefSeq and is a predicted model, not a curated record. Gene Ontology annotation, biological process: cytoskeleton-dependent cytokinesis. Gene Ontology annotation, molecular function: GTP binding; GTPase activity; molecular adaptor activity. The coding region runs from base 115 to 1470 and encodes 451 amino acids. Lineage: Eukaryota; Metazoa; Chordata; Lepidosauria; Squamata; Colubridae.